CUUGACUUGUCCACUACCCAACGCGGGUUGGUACAAAAGCUAUGAUUUAUCUUCGUUUCUUUAAAGCUAAAAUUAAUAAGACCCAACACCUCUUCCUUUUCGAUUUCUGAAUCUCCCUCUCCUGUCUUCACCACCAACACCAUGCCCAAACUUCUAUUACAGCCACCGCCAUCACACCACCACCUCUAUCUCCUCCUAUUGCUCCUCCCUUUUUAUAUCUGUUCAACCGAAGCUGCUGGGGCCAAUGGUUCUCAAAAAUUCAAGGAAGCUCCACAAUUCUAUAACUCUCCAAACUGUUUACUCCUCUCCUCCAACAAUAUGUGCUCCCAAGAAGCUGUCCACGUAGCUAUGACUCUUGACUUUCCUUACCUCCGGGGCACCAUGGCGGCGAUUCUCUCCAUCCUCCAACACUCCUCCUGCCCGGAAAAUCUCCACUUCCACUUCAUUUCCUCCCCCUCCUCCACCUCCCUCCAUGCUACCAUCACCUCCUCCUUCCCUUCCCUCCGCUCCCAAAUCUACACCUUCCACACAUCCUCCAUCUCUGGACUUAUCUCCACCUCCAUCCGAUCCGCCCUCGACUCACCUCUCAACUACGCCCGCAAUUACCUUGCCAAUCUCCUCCCUCCUUGCAUCAAGAAAGUUAUAUACUUAGACUCCGAUGUAAUUCUAGUAGAUGACAUUUCAGUGCUAGCUGCAACCCCACUUGGCAAAACUGCAGUCUUGGCGGCGCCGGAAUACUGCAAUGCUAACUUCACCUCUUACUUCACUCCCACUUUAUGGUCGAACCCAUCACUUUCGCUAAUAUUCGAGGGACGCAAUGCUUGUUAUUUUAACACAGGAGUUAUGGUGAUCGAUUUAGAAAGAUGGAGAAAAGGAGAUUACACGAAAAAGAUUGUUGAAUGGAUGGAAUUGCAGAAGAGGAUACGGAUUUACGUGCUGGGUUCACUGCCACCAUUUUUGCUAGUUUUUGCAGGGAAUAUUGCGCCUGUAGAUCACAGAUGGAACCAGCAUGGGCUCGGAGGGGACAAUUUUCAAGGACUUUGCAGAGAUCUGCAUCCGGGACCAGUCAGCCUCUUGCAUUGGAGUGGCAAAGGGAAGCCAUGGGCUCGCCUUGACGCCAACCAGCCAUGCCCUCUGGAUGCUCUUUGGGCUCCUUAUGAUCUGUUGCAGACACCAUUCACUCUUGAAUCUUAGAAAGUUUACAGAAUGGUAGAGAUAUAUAUCAAAUAACAAAUAUUAUUAUUAUUAUUUUCUUUAAGGUAAAAUUUUUGAGGUGUUCAAUGAAGGCAGAGGAAAGGUUGUGUAAUAUUGUGUUCAUAGGUUAUACAGCCAUUAAUAGACUUUGGAGCUUUCCUUGAUUUCUGGUUUUUUCUGUCUCUUCUGUACCUGAGAACAAUAUCAAUACAAACUAUAGAGGAUUUAUUCAA
Molecule: messenger RNA, 1427 nt
Organism: Manihot esculenta (cassava)
Lineage: Eukaryota; Viridiplantae; Streptophyta; Magnoliopsida; Malpighiales; Euphorbiaceae
Product: probable galacturonosyltransferase-like 1
Exons: 1
Coding region: 142-1194 (350 amino acids)
Cellular component (GO): Golgi apparatus
Molecular function (GO): glycosyltransferase activity
Source: RefSeq, a predicted model, not a curated record